CGGUGGUUUUGUUCGUUGCUUGGCUUGCUCGCGCUCCCUUUUCCAUUAGAGCGUACUACGCAUAAUACCAUUUCGCCUUGCGCUCCAAGUGUUCGUCGAAAUGCCUGAGCCAUGCUCUCCUCCACCACCGCUGCGACCCAUUUGCUCGUCUCGCCCUACUCCUUCCCGAAUUUCAUCCCUCAUGCAUUUCCUUCGAUUCUCUACGUCGUUAAUUCAACAACCGCAAGGAGGCAGCAGCGUCUGAAGGCGAUUAGCUUCGUUUCGGUUAGAGAAAGCGGGUGUUCUUUGUGUUUAGGGUUUUCAGAGUUUAAGAAAGGAGCGUGUUCUGGGUUUGUGAGGCGAUGUAAAGAUUGGGAUACAGAGGGGGAUUUCACCUUGGAAACUGAGAUUUUGGAGUUCAUGAAGAGCUCCAAGAAGCCUGGGGCUUUUCCGAGCAAGAAGGAGCUUCUUGAAUCUGGGAGAGAGGAUUUGGUCGAUGCUAUUGCGAGGAAAGGUGGUUGGCUUUCGUUGGGUUGGGAUUUGGAAGAAGAAGAAGGAGGAGCUCAAGAUAGUAAUUUUAGGCAUUGGGAUUCGAUAGUGGCUAAAGAAGGCGAGAGCAGUGCUUCGAGUGGCAGUCUAAUUGGGGCUUCAGGCGUGGUUUCUUCGUUUUCUGAUGAUUCUUCUCAAGCAGCGUCGUCGUCGGGUAGAUCACUAGAAGCUGCUGCAACAGAGGAUGAUACUGGAAUCGAGGGGAUAUUGAAUCGAUUGGAGAAACAGAGAAAUUUGACGUUUGGAUUUAAUUUGAAAGAAAAAGAAGACGAUGUUUUCUUCCCAAGUACUUACAAGUUUCCCGAAAUCUCAACUGAUGCGACAGUUGCUGGCCUUGUUAGAAGCAACAGACCUGCAUCAUUGAACCCCAAAAAAGCCAUUCUUAAUGAUUCAAGAGACAAGCCUAACCACAACAGAUCUCUUUCAGACAUUGAUGUCCUAGCAGACUCACCAAGACCAGAAAUGUGGAGAACUUGGAGCAUCCAGAGGGCUGGAUUUUCAGAUCAGGAUUUUGAAGCUGCUGAAAUUUCUUAUGAUAAAAUGGGAGGACCAGAGGAUGUUUCAAGAGAAAAAAUAUUUCAAUUGAGAGAGGGUGCUAAUGAACCUGAUCAAAGGAAUAAACUGAAUUCUCAUCAGGAAGAGAUCAGUCACAAGCAAAUACGUGAUCACAUUAAGUACCUUGAAUCAGAGCUCUCCUCUGCACUUCGUUCAUUGAGGACUAGAUCUGAUGAAGCUGCUUCACAGGUUCAUGAAAGCUCCUCUGAUGAUUUUCGGAAGCUUUCUGAUGCCUGGGAGUUUCAGGAAAAUGAGAUUAUGCAUGCCCAGGACAAAUUGCGUUCGACACGUGCAAAGUUGGCUGUUUUAGAAGGAAAGAUGGCACUGGCAAUAAUUGAAGCGCAAAAGACUGUGGAGGAGAAACAGAGAAGGAUAAAUGAUGCGCGUAGAGCCUUACAACUUCUUCGUACUGCUUACAUAGUUUGGCCAAAUUCAGCCUCAGAAGUGCUCAUGGCUGGAUCAUAUGAUGGUUGGACCACCCAGAGAAAGAUGGAAAAGUCCAGUACAGGAAUCUUCUCUUUGUGCCUUAGGUUGUAUCCGGGCAGAUAUGAGAUCAAAUUUAUUGUUGAUGGUGAAUGGCGGAUUGAUCCCCUGCGCCCUAUUGUUCACAACAGUGGAUACGAAAACAAUGUCCUGAUCAUAACGUAAGACACAGAAGAGCCCGGCAAGCAUAAGAAGAUAUUCUAAUGAUGAAUUUAGCGCAAGCAACAGUUGUUUCAGCGAGCGUCCCCCCUCUUUUUUUUUCUCUUGUAUCAUAGGUGGUGUAGGUGGUAGAUUUUAACUGAUGUGAUUCUUUUGUCAGGAUUCAUGUGUAAUACCAUUGGGUGCCUGCUUCUAAUUCAUGUAAAACCCAAAUUAUACAUUUGUGGUAAUUGAUUCAAUGAGAUUUUUUUUUUUUUCUUCA
Prunus mume (Japanese apricot) is the source of this 1987-nucleotide messenger RNA. Its product is annotated as 5'-AMP-activated protein kinase-like protein. Lineage: Eukaryota; Viridiplantae; Streptophyta; Magnoliopsida; Rosales; Rosaceae. The record is from RefSeq and is a predicted model, not a curated record.